This is a messenger RNA of Rhinolophus ferrumequinum (greater horseshoe bat), 4491 nucleotides long. RefSeq lists its product as uncharacterized. The transcript is spliced from 12 exons. Lineage: Eukaryota; Metazoa; Chordata; Mammalia; Chiroptera; Rhinolophidae. Gene Ontology annotation, biological process: regulation of DNA-templated transcription. The record is from RefSeq and is a predicted model, not a curated record. The coding region runs from base 742 to 4413 and encodes 1223 amino acids.
UAUAACCCCUAGGAGACUCUCGGGCGCAGCUCCGCUCACCCCUGUGCGAAAAGAUCAACGCAGAAUGUCAUCUAAGUCAAUUUCCCACUUUGGUAGGCGCCUCACCCUUUUCGCCUCUAGACUACAUUUCCCAGAAGUUCCUGCGGCUCUAAUCAAUUUCCGGCGCGAAUCUGGCUAUUUUUUUCCAAUUCUCAGGGAACAUAUGACUCCCUGGAAUUGGUCAGGUCUAUGGAGGAAGCUUGUCUCCAGGGUGUGGGAUCUCCUCGUGUGGGACACUCACUCCGACCCUGCAUCUGGAUCACAAAGACUUCUGUUAGCGGUUCGGAGAGGAGAGCAUGGCUGUCGGCUUAGCCCAGACUGUGCGGUAGCGCGAAAUCGGAGAACCGGUCGCCAUCUUAUCCAAACGGAUCGACUCGGGACUACAUUUCCCAGAGGGCCCCGCUUGAAUAGUCGCCCUCCUCCCCGCCACCGGAUUGUUGGGCCCUGGGCCUCCAGGGAAGGGGGAAAGUGCAAGAUAGUAGGUGUGGAUCCAGAGCUACCUCUGAUCUGGUGAGUCUGGGCCACAAGAAAGACCUGGCAUUUCAUGGUUCUCCUUCCUUAGCUCUGCUUCUCAGAGAGGUCCCCAGAAGAAGGAGGAAUGGCUGCCAACCAAUCCAAAGACAAGGCCUGCCUUCUCAGAACAGUAUCCUUUUUCAGGAGAACAGCUUUGAGGAGGACUGAUAAUCGGCAAUACUGAAAGCCAUGGCCCAGGAAUCAGUGAUGUUCAGGGAUGUGGCUGUAGACUUCUCUCAGGAGGAGUGGGAAUGUCUGGGUCCAGCUCAGAGGGCCUUGUACAGAGACGUGAUGUUGGAGAACUACAGCAAUCUGCUGUCAAUGGGACUUUACAUUCCUAAGCCUCAAGUUAUCUCCUUACUGGAACAAGGGAAAGAGCCCUGGAUGGUUGGCAGAGAGCUGACAAGAGGCCUGUGUUCAGAUUUGGAGUCAAUGUGUGAAACCAAGUUAUUAUCUCUGAAGAAGGAAGUUUAUGAAAUAGAAUCAUGCCAAAGGGAUAUAAUGGGACUUACAAUGUAUGGCCUUGAGUACUCCAAUUUUAGAGAUGUUUUGGAAUAUGGAAGCCACUUUGAAAGACAACUGGGCUAUCAAAAUGGGCAUUUCAGCCAAGAAAUACCCACUCACGGAUACAUGCCCACAUUUAUUCAACAGACAUUCUUUACUCUACAUCAAAUAAUUAAUAAUGAAGAGAAACCCUAUGAAUGUAAGAAAUGUGGAAAAGUCUUUAGUCAGAAUUCACAAUUUAUUCAACAUCAGAGAAUUCAUAUUGGUGAAAAAUCUUAUGAAUGUAAGGAGUGUGGGAAAUUCUUUAGUUGUGGCUCACAUGUUACUCGACAUCUGAAAAUACAUACUGGUGAAAAACCCUUUGAAUGUAAUGAAUGUGGAAAGGCCUUCAGUUGCAGCUCAUAUCUUUCUCAACAUCAGAGAAUUCACACUGGUAAGAAACCCUAUGAAUGUAAGGAAUGUGGGAAGGCCUUUAGUUAUUGCUCAAAUCUUAUUGACCAUCAGAGAAUUCACACUGGUGAAAAACCCUAUGAAUGUAAAGUAUGUGGGAAAGCCUUUACUAAGAGCUCACAACUUUUUCAACAUGCAAGAAUUCAUACAGGUGAGAAACCCUAUGAAUGUAAGGAAUGUGGCAAAGCUUUUACUCAGAGCUCAAAGCUUGUUCAGCAUCAGAGAAUUCAUACUGGUGAGAAACCCUAUGAGUGCAAGGAAUGUGGCAAAGCCUUCAGUAGUGGCUCAGCACUUACUAAUCAUCAGAGAAUUCACACUGGGGAGAAACCCUAUGAUUGUAAGGAAUGUGGGAAGGCUUUUACUCAGAGCUCACAACUUCGUCAACAUCAGAGAAUUCAUGCUGGUGAGAAACCCUUUGAAUGUCUUGAAUGUGGGAAAGCCUUUACUCAGAACUCACAGCUUUUUCAACAUCAGAGAAUACAUACAGAUGAAAAACCAUAUGAAUGUACUGAAUGUGGAAAGGCCUUUAAUAAAUGCUCAAACCUUACUCGACAUCAGAGAAUUCAUACUGGUGAAAAGCCCUAUAACUGUAAAUGUGGGAAGGCAUUUAGUAGUGGCUCAGAUCUCAUUCGUCAUCAGGGAAUUCACACUGAUGAAAAUCCGUCGCCCCCUGGUGCCCAAGCACAAAAGUGUGCGGCGACAGUCACACAAAACCCGCCACACCUAAGCAUACAGUUUACAGACCCGCGCAUCUUCACCGUUUCCUCACACACAGUCGCCCAAGGUCAUUUUAGUGCCCAGCAUCGCCCAGGGUUGCACUCAAUUUUCCAGGUACCCGCACCUAAAGCCGCUGCCGCCUGUAGUGCAAGCACAAAAGUAGGCUCGUCCAGAUCCCUGCAGCUGGAUGUUCCCCCAGAGGUGCUUAGGGGUCCCGCGCGCCUCAGUCUCCGCCCCUUUCCGACCCCCUGGGGAUUCUGGGAGGCGACAUCGCGGGUGUCCGGUAGUUGGGCGGGUUUCCAGAGCCCACGGCGCUGGGAGGACUUUGUUCUCCAAAAGAGAAAAUUGAAGGAAGGAGGAAUGGCUGUUGGACUUUGUAAAUCCAUUUCCCAGGGAUUGGUGACCUUUAGGGAUGUGGCUCUAGAUUUUUCCCAAGAAGAGUGGGAAUGGCUGGACCCAUCUCAGAAGGAUUUAUACAGAGAUGUCAUGUUGGAGAACUAUAGGAACUUGGUAUGCCUUGGACUCUCCAUUUCUAAGCCCAACAUGAUCUCCUUAUUGGAGCAAGGGAAGGAACCUUGGAUGGUGCAGAGAGAGAUGUCAGACGAUCCAUAUACAGACUGGGAGUCUUGGUAUGAAAUUAAGGAAUUAUCUCCAAAAUGGUACAUUGAUGAAGAGGAAAUUUCCCAGAGGAUGGUGAUGAAAAGACUUACAAGUCAUGACCUUGAAUGCUCCAAUUUCAGAGAAGCUUGGAAAUAUGAGGGUGAAUUUAAGCAGCGUCAUGGAAAUCAAGAGAGGCAUUUCAGACAAGUGACAAGUCUUAAGGAAAUCUCUUCUGUGAAAACAGACAAUAAAUAUAAUUAUUCUGAGAGAAGUGUUCUCUUGAAGUCAGUACUUUUAACACAACAGAGAGUUCCCACAGUACAGCAAGUACAUAAAUUUGAUAUUUAUGAUAAAAUGUUCCCCCCCAAUUCAGUCCUAAUUGAACAUAAGAGACAACAUGUUGAGAAGGAAUCUUUGAUAGGUAAUGAAUGUGAAGAAUUCAACCAGAGUACACACCAUAGUAAAGAUAUAGGAAUUCCUCCUGAGGUAAAACGUUAUGAAAGGAAUGAUUUUUCAAAUCUCUUAAGUUUCCACUCAUUACUUACUCAACAUCAAACAAGUCAUUUUGGAAAAUUGCCCCAUGGAUAUGAUGAAUGUGGUGAUUCCUUUAGCUGUUACUCAUUCUUUACUCAACCUCAGAGAAUUCACAGUGGAGAGAAACCAUAUGCAUGCAAUGACUGUGGGAAGGCCUUUAGCCAUGACUUCUUUCACAGUGAACAUCAGAGAACUCACAUUGGAGAGAAACCAUAUGAAUGUAAGGAAUGCAACAAAGCUUUUAGACAGAGUGCACACCUUGCUCAGCAUCAGAGAAUCCACACUGGAGAGAAACCUUUUGCAUGCAAUGAAUGUGGGAAGGCCUUUAGCCGUUAUGCCUUCCUUGUUGAACAUCAGAGAAUUCACACAGGAGAGAAACCAUAUGAAUGUAAGGAAUGUAACAAAGCCUUCAGACAGAGUGCACAUCUUAAUCAACAUCAGAGAAUUCACACUGGAGAGAAACCCUAUGAAUGUAAUCAAUGUGGAAAAGCCUUCAGCAGACGCAUAGCCCUUACUCUGCAUCAAAGAAUUCAUACAGGAGAGAAACCCUUUAAAUGUAAUGAAUGUGGGAAGACCUUUGGCUAUCGCUCACACCUUAAUCAACAUCAGAGAAUUCAUACGGGAGAAAAGCCCUAUGAGUGCAUCAAAUGUGGGAAGUUUUUCAGGACUGACUCACAACUUAAUCGACAUCAUAGAAUUCAUACUGGAGAGAGACCUUUUGAAUGUAGUAAAUGUGGGAAAGCCUUCAGUGAUGCGUUGGUUCUAAUUCAUCAUAAGAGAAGUCAUGCAGGAGAGAAGCCCUAUGAAUGUAACAAAUGUGGGAAGGCGUUCAGUUGUGGCUCAUACCUUAAUCAACAUCAGAGAAUUCAUACUGGGGAGAAACCUUAUGAAUGUAAUGAAUGUGGGAAGGCUUUCCAUCAGAUCUUGUCCCUUAGGCUACACCAGAGAAUUCAUGUUGGAGAAAAACUCUAUAACUGUAAUGAAUGUGGGAAUAAUUUUAGCUGUGCCUCAGCCCUUAGACGACAUCAGAAAAUUCAUAAUAGAGAAACUCUCUGAUUAUAACAAGGAUAAGAAAGAAAACAGUCACCACUCAAUCCUUACUAAAUAAAUAUCUGUGAAUUCAAUGGUUAGUAA